UCACCGAAGCAACGAUGAUUUCGUAAGAUCCAAUGUUGCGUGUAACGCAAAGCUUUGAAGAUGACAUAUUGCUCAAGGAGAAUCGUCUUAUGAACGUCUUGCAAGAGACAGCUCCCGCCUGUUUGACAACAUUGUCUAAUCAGCAAGAAACAGAGCGGCAACCUUAAUAGCGGCAUCCGAGUCCAUAGCUGAGGGACAGAGAGGGAGAUGUGGAGCAGAGGUUGGAGCUCUUCGGUCCCAUUCGCAGGGAUGAUCAUGGCCAUCAUGGCGCAGGCGAGCACCAUGGUGGUCAACAAGGUGGCCAUGUCGGGCGGGACAAACAAGUUCGUCCUGGCCUUCUACGGCAACUCCCUCUCCACAUUCCUCCUCCUCCCUUCUCUUCUCCUCCUCCGCAGGCCCAGUUGCCCUUCUCCCACUUCCUCCCUCCUCCUCAAACUCUUCGUGCUGUCCCUGAUAGGAUUCAUGGCGCAAAUAUUUGGAUACCUAGGCAUCGAUUACAGCUCUCCCACGCUCAGUACUGCUCUUAUGAAUCUCAUCCCGGCUUUCACUUUCAUACUGGCCAUCAUAUUCCGGAUGGAAAGAUUGGCGUGGAAAAGCUCCAGCGGCCAAGCAAAGAUUGUUGGAACCAUAGUAUCAAUUGGAGGCGCUUUCCUAGUCACCUUCUACAAGGGCCCUCCUCUCAGUGUGUCAACCACAACCCUUAAGCUUCACCUCUCUCCAUAUUCAAGGUGGGCAGUUGGUGGUUUGUUCAGUGCAGGCGAUGCGUUCAUGACUUCAUUAUGGUACAUUGUACAGGCAAUGAUCCUCGGGGAUUACCCAGUGGUGCUAAUCAUCAUGUUCUACCUCUUCCUAUACGGGACGGUCCUUGGCGCCCUGCUCUCCCUGGUCACGGUCAGGGAUCCUGACGCUUGGGCCUUAAAGGCCGAUAUAGGUUUGCUCGCUGUGAUAUACUCGGCGGUGGUGGGGACUGUGUUGCGAAUCACCACGACCACAUGGUGCGUAAAGAAGAGAGGGCCUGUGUUUGUUGCAAUGUUCAAGCCCCUUGCAAUAAUCUUUGCGGUGGUGCUUGGUGUCAUUUUCUCAGGCGACCCAUUAUGCCGUGGAAGCUUGAUUGGAGCAAUUGUGAUAGUGGGAGGAUUCUAUGCAGUGACGUGGGGAAAGGCCAAAGAAGUAGAAGACAUGGCUGGCGGGCCCAAGGCAUCCGAGGCUCUGCCUCAGACAAGCCAAAAGGUCCCAUUGCUAAUAGCUCAAGAGCAAAGGUGAGGAAAGAAAUGCCAGGAAUUAGAUACUGUAUUCGAGAUGUCAUAUCAAGUUCAUACGUAGGAUCGGAGAUAUUCUUGUGCUUCCUGUGGAUUAUAAAGACACCCAUUGUCAUCGACUAAAAGUUAAUACAGGACAUAGAUACAUAUGGGAGCAGGAAAUGAUUCGUGGCUUGUAGUCAAGGAGGAUUUAUCGCUCCAUUAAUGUGGAUUGGCUGAACAAUUGAUGAACCGGUUGCAUGGAUUAAACUUUUUGUCUAGCCGAUAGUCCAGGUGUUGUGCAAGUUAGCCAGUGAUAGUAUUCCUAAUAAUUGAUUAGUGAAAUGUGUAGUAACAGUUUGGAAGUAAAUUGUUAUGAGCAAAUUGUUCUAAUAGAGAUUUACUCUGUC
Molecule: messenger RNA, 1648 nt
Organism: Punica granatum (pomegranate)
Lineage: Eukaryota; Viridiplantae; Streptophyta; Magnoliopsida; Myrtales; Lythraceae
Source: RefSeq, a predicted model, not a curated record